This is a messenger RNA of Symbiodinium natans, 1794 nucleotides long. The record is from the annotation of a GenBank genome assembly. Lineage: Eukaryota; Dinophyceae; Suessiales; Symbiodiniaceae.
AUGAAGUCCUUGCACAAGCGCCUGCCUCCGGAAGUGCGCAUCAACAAGGAACGGGCGCUGAGGGCGGAGGAGACCCUACGCAAGGCGGACGAGGCCAUCAAGGCUUUGGGCAUCGACUUGACCGCAGAUGACAAGGAGCAGCAUCAGCUGUUGCCAAAGCCUGCGGAUGCCCAGGUGCUGCUGUGCCUGCCAAGCCCAGAAGGCAGUACAGGCGGUUCUUUCCUUCUCGAAGCCUUGCAAGUGAAAAUGGGGCAGGUCAUCGAGAAAGUGUUGGUGUUGUCUCAGAUGCACGAGCUGUCGGCACAGGAAUUUGCAGACGGCUUGGUCGGCUGCGUUGCCGUGGCAGUCCACUGCCCCUCCACGUUAGAGCCAGCGAAGCAGUCCAAUGCUUGCAUGGGCCUCACAGCCUUGCUGGAGGGUGCGCCGGAGAGCGUGCGGCGCAUCGUUCUUGUGUCUGACUCCCUGGCAGCUACGACCGUCGAGCGGCACCUCACGAAGGCCCUGCGGGAACGCAGCCCGAAUGCUUCGCCCAUACGGCUCAACAUAAUCCGGGCUACGGUGGCCCCGACAGGCGGAGAUACGGAACUGCCAGUGCAGGUUAUCGCAAAGAUGCCAGCGACGGUCAGGGAUGCUGCCAAAGGGCUCCGGUCCUCCCUGGUUGGCGGCGUUCGAAGUGCCGUCGCCCUGGCCGAAGCUUUCCAGGAGCAAGGAGAGAGCAUCCAAGCAAACACAUCUCCAGAGGCCCUGGCUGUGGUCGUAGAUUUCGCACUGCAGACGGGCAUCGACGUGGCCGAAGUCACCGUAGCUGGUCGAGCCCAGGGCUCGGACUUUGAGGAACUGCUGCUCCCUCUGGUUGGGCCCGAGCUCUGGCGCCUGGAGGUCCCGAAUGCGCGUAGAGCAAGAGCGUGGGUCCGGGGCUGGGUGGAGUUUAACUACUGCAGGGGUGCGAACCAAAACAGUGCCGCCAUGAAGAAGGUCGGUCUGAAAACGCCAGUGGAGGUACGCGAGUCGCCACUCGGCACCUGCAUCAAGUUCACUCCACCAGGGAGUCGCCAACCUGGAUCCGGCUUUGACGGCCUGCUGGAAGGAGGACUCGAGAUCCUUGUGGAUGACGCCACGACCACCAGGUUGACUGGUAUUCCGGAGAAUGAAAAAGCAAGGGGCAGCCACCACCCGAUGCAGCAAAUCUUUGGCUUGGAGACUAUCAUCGAGGAGCUUCGCCGGAUGGCCCAGGCACCACUCGAUGCCUCCUUCAUGCUUCGCAUUACGCCCUGCUCAGCGGAGCCUGAUUGGUCUGACGGUGGUGAAGCAACUUUGGCUCCAGGCCACGAUCAGCUUGGCAAGUUGGAGAUAUGGGACCAUCGGGAAAUCAUUGGUUCAGUUUUGGGAGGAAAAGGCAGCUACAUCACCGUCCACGUCAAAGCGGACGCGGUGGCCCUGCAAUUUCGCAACAGCCACGGAUCGUCGAAGGUGGCAAAGGGGAGAAUCGAGGAUGACACCAUUCUGGUAGAUGGCAAGCACGGCCGCUUCGAUGGACGACAGAUACACUGGGCAGCAGAGGCAGCAUGGACUCGCUUGGAUGAGCCCGGCGAGGGCGACGCGUUCCACAAGUCUGCUGCCAUGGUGCGGCUUAUCAUGCCGCAGCUCGCGGCGGCACUGCGCUGGGAGCUGGAGACCUCCUCGCCCACGGAGGAGUCAGGCAAGCAUGAGGCUCCCGCAAAUUACACAGUCUCACCAUGUCGAUGUCAGACCGGGGACAACACCACACGAGCAGAAUGCAAAGACCGCAAAUAG